AUGGAAGAAAAAAAAGCUUUGGACAGGCAACCAAAGCCAGCAGACCUGUCUCCCUAUGCACGAGUUCCGUACCCUCAGCGGUUGAAACAAGAGAUCCAGAAACAACAAUACACCAAAUUUCUGGAUAUCUUCAAGAAGCUGCAAGUCAAUAUUCCAUUCGCAGAAGCCCUGGAAAGCAUGUCGAACUAUGUGAAAUUCAUGAAAGACCUUCUAUCAAAGAAGCGCAAGCUGAAGGAGCGCGAAACAGUGGCUCUAACUGAAGAAUGUAGUGCAAUCAUCCAAAAGAAACUUCCUCCCAAGCUGAAAGAUCCGGGCAGCUUCAGAAACUUGAUGCCACUGUCCAUGUGCAGAGCUCUGGGAAUCAAAGAGCUAAAGCCGACUACGGUUUCUCUUCAGUUAGCUGACAGAUCGAUCAAACGACCAGAUGGGGUAAUUGAGGAUGUUUUGGUUAAAAUUGACAAAUUUAUCUUCCCUGCAGAUUUUGUAAUUCCGAAUAUGGAAGAAGAUGUUGAGAUUCUCCUACUACUUGGGAGGCCAUUCUUAACCACCGCAAGAGCAAUGAUCGAUGUGGAGCAAGGAAAACUGAUGCUGAGGAUGAACGAAGAGACAGUCACCAUUGAGAUCUUUGAGUCAAUGAAGCACCCGUCAGACGAAGGAGAUUGCUUCAUGGUUGACAUAAUACAAGAAGCAGUUGAUGACACGAUAAAAGAGGAGAGUUCCCCACUCGAGUUAGAGCAAAUCAACGAAGAAGCUGAACUUGAAGAAAAAGAACCAGUGGUGGAAGAACUUGAAAGAAAGAAAGAUGACAUCCCUCUUGGAGCACCGAAGGUAGAGCUUAAGAAGUUACCUCCAAAUCUGAAGUAUAUUUUCCUUGGUAACAACAACUCUUAUCAAGUCAUCAUCAAUGUUGAGCUGUCAACCAUAGAAGAAGAAAAACUUCUCAAGGUGCUGAAGAAACACAAAGCUACCAUAGGAUGGUCCUUCUCCGACCUAAAAGGUAUAAAUCCUUCCUUUUGUACUCAUAAAAUUCUAAUGAAAGAUGAUAUUAAACCUGUAAGGCAGCCGCAAAGGAGACUCAAUCCAACCAUGAAAGAGGUGGUAAGGAAAGAGGUAGUUAAACUAUUAGAUGCAGGAAUGAUCUAUCAUAUAUCUGAUAGCGCAUGGGUAAGUCCAGUACAAAUUGUACCCAAGAAAGGUGGAGUCACCGUGGUAAGAAACGAGAACAACAAGUUGAUUCCAACAAGGGCAGUCACCGGGUGGAGGAUGUGUGUUGACUAUAGAAGACUUAAUGCAGCCACUCGGAAGGACCACUUCCCAAUUCCCUUCUUGGACCAAAUGUUGGAGAGACUAGCUGGCCAUGGUUUUUACAGGCGCUUUAUCAAGGACUUUUCCAAGAUAGCAAAACCACUAUGCAAGCUGCUGGUCAAGGAUGAGGAAUUCAACUUCACAGAUGAAUGUUUGUUAGCAUUUAAUAUUUUAAAAGAUCGCUUGACCACAGCACCCAUAAUCACUACACCAGAUUUCACUUUACCUUUUGAAUUAAUGUGUGAUGCCAGUGAUUAUGCCAUAGGAGCUGUCUUGGGACAAAGAAAGAAUAAAUUGUUGCAUGUGAUUUAUUAUGCUAGUAAAAUUCUUAAUGAUGCACAAAUGAAUUAUGCUACCACUGAAAAAGAAUUACUAGCAGUAGUCUAUGCAUUUGAUAAAUUUAGACCGCAUUUGCUGGGGUCUAAAGUAAUUGUUUAUACUGAUCAUGUUGCCUUAAAGUAUUUAUUGAAUAAGCAGGAUGCAAAGCCACGCUUGCUCAGAUGGAUGCUUCUCCUUCAAGAAUUUGAAGUAGAGAUCAAAGAUAAGAAAGGAGUGGAGAACUUGGUGGCUAAUCACCUCUCCAGGAUUCAAGAAAAAGAUCUUCAAGACGGACCUGAGCUGAAGAUCGGAGAAGAAUUCCCUGAUGAGCAAAUUCUGGCUAUCAAUGUUAUUUUAGAUCUGCAACUGGAGGAAGUGAAGAGCACAAGUACACCUCCAUGGUUUGCGGAUUUCGCAAACUUUAAAGCAGCAGGAGAAAUACCAGUAGACUUCACAUGGAAACAAAGAAAGAAGUUUCUACAUGAUGUCAAGAAAUACCUAUGGGAUGAGCCCUUCCUUUUCUACAGUUGUGCUGAUGGAGUAAUAAGGCGAUGCAUUCCAGAAGAAGAGAUGAAGGACAUCCUGUGGCACUGUCAUGGUUCCAACAACAAUGGACAUUUCACGGGAGAAAGAAUAGUCGCAAAGGGAAUAGACUUCAUGGGACCUUUUCCUCCUUCCUAUGGCAACAAAUACAUCUUCGUUGCAGUGGAUUAUGUCUCCAAGUGGGUAGAAGUUGUUGCUCUUCCUACUGAUGAUGCUCGAGUAGUCAUCGCAUUCCUAAAAAGAAAUAUAUUUGUCCGAUAUGGAGUACCGCGAGCGAUUAUAAGUGACAGAGGGACUCACUUUGACAACAGGCAAGUGGAAUACGUGUUGGCUAAAUGCGGAGUGAAACACAAGAUUGCCACACCAUAUCAUCCACAAACAAAUGGUCAAGUGGAGAUAUCCAACCGAGAGCUGAAGCGUAUAUUGGAGAAGACGGUUGGAAGUUCCAGAAAGGACUGGUCCAAGAAUCUUGAUGAUGCACUGUGGGCAUACCGGACUGCAUUCAAGACUCCAAUUGGAAUGUCCCCUUUCCAAUUACUGUUCGGAAAAGCUUGUCACUUACCAGUGGAGUUGGAACACAAAGCACUGUGCGCAAUUAAGUACCUGAACUUCGACUCCAAGACCGUAGCUGAAAAGAGACUACUUCAACUGGAUGAGCUUGAUGAAUUCUGA
Messenger RNA from Gastrolobium bilobum, 2838 nucleotides. RefSeq lists its product as uncharacterized. The transcript has 3 exons. Gene Ontology annotation, molecular function: nucleic acid binding. NCBI's taxonomy places the organism in Eukaryota, Viridiplantae, Streptophyta, Magnoliopsida, Fabales, Fabaceae. The record is from RefSeq and is a predicted model, not a curated record. Bases 1 to 2838 code for a protein of 945 amino acids. Gene Ontology annotation, biological process: DNA integration.